Molecule: messenger RNA, 708 nt
Organism: Emiliania huxleyi CCMP1516
Lineage: Eukaryota; Haptophyta; Isochrysidales; Noelaerhabdaceae
Exons: 2
Coding region: 1-708 (235 amino acids)
Biological process (GO): positive regulation of transcription by RNA polymerase I
Cellular component (GO): intracellular anatomical structure; nucleolus
Molecular function (GO): RNA binding
Source: RefSeq, a predicted model, not a curated record
AUGACAAAACGUUCGCGCUCUGAGCCGACUGGCGAGGAUCUCCUCGCCACACGGCGGAAGCUCCCAAUCUGGUCGGCGCGGCGCGCUCUGCUCCGUGAGGUGGCCGCCGCAGAGACGCUCAUCCUCACUGGCGAGACGGGCUCGGGCAAGAGCACGCAGGUUCCGCAGUUCCUGCACGCCGCCGGCUACACCGAGGCCGGCGCAGUGGGCAUAACGCAGCCGCGCCGCGUCGCCGCCGUCUCUCUCGCGCGCCGCGUCGCCGCCGAGCAGGCCUGUCCCGUCGGCUCGCUCGUCGGCUACGCCGUCCGCUUCGACGAGAGUUUUGACCGGAGGCCUCCGAAGCGCGGCGGCACAGCCAUCAAAUUUGUGACCGACGGGAUGCUCCUGCGCGAGGCCGCCUCCGACCCGCUGCUCUCCGCCUACUCUGCGCUCAUCGUUGACGAGGCGCACGAGCGCUCCCUCGCCUCUGACGUGGUCCUGGCGCUGCUCAAGUCGGCCCAGGCGCGGCGCCGAUCGGCCAACGGAGGCGGCGCAGGCCCGCUGAAACUGGUCGUCAUGUCGGCGACGCUCGAGGUCGACACCUUUUGCGCCUUCUUUGACGGCGCGCCCGCGGUGCUCCACGCCGCGGAGCCGUGCGAGGACUACCUCGAGGCGGUGGUGACGACGGUGCUGCAGAUCCACCAGCUCGAGCCGGCCGGAGACUAUUAA